Messenger RNA from Caenorhabditis elegans, 1890 nucleotides. RefSeq names its product Serpin domain-containing protein (gene C28G1.2). NCBI's taxonomy places the organism in Eukaryota, Metazoa, Nematoda, Chromadorea, Rhabditida, Rhabditidae. The record is from RefSeq and is marked reviewed. The transcript has 5 exons. The coding region runs from base 629 to 1426 and encodes 265 amino acids.
UAUGUCUUGCUUAUCGAUGCUCUCCGCUCAUCUCUCCUUCUUCUCUCGCCUUAACUUCUGCAGUAUGUCUACUCAAACUAGAGAUGUAUGUUCAUAGUCCCAUGUGGUCUAGUGGUUAGGAUUCGUGGUUUUCACCCACGCGGCCCGGGUUCGAUUCCCGGCAUGGGAAGUUUCUUUUUGCAUAGUUUUUACUCAAAUAAUUUUAUAUUUGUUUGUCGAAGCUGAUAAAUAUUUAUCCGACAUUGCCUUAUUGAAUGUUGUUUUUCUUGCUCUAGGCGGAAAUUACAAUUCCGAAAAGAGAGCACAUAUUUAUAAAAAAUUGUAAACAGCUAAGUUUCUUGCAGCCACUUCUAACUGUGAAAAUGUCCGUCGAAUUCAAUAUUUAAUACUCAACAGAGUUUAUUUUGCACUAAAUGAUUUUUUGAUUUCCAAAGUUUUAUUUUAUCUUCAUGUUUCCUGUCUAUGAUCUCUGACUCAUGACUAAUAGAGAUCACAUUUUUCUGUUUCUCUUGAUCUCAACAAUUCACCGAGAUGAUAAAUUGCUCAAAAUGUUGUAACAUUUGUUGUUUUCAAUUAAGUUCAAAAAAAUAGAGGGAUAAAUGUUUAGUUGUGUUCUGAACUGGUACACAUGAGUGCUCAAAGUCUUUCUGGUAUUGAAACCACUUUUGGAUUAAACUUACUAAAUUCAGUAGGGUGUCAGGAGUCAUACGUGUUCUCUCCUAUUUCCUGGCUAUUUGUUUUUGCUCUUUUGGGCAAUGAAAAAUUUAAUUCAACAGUUUUUGAUAAGUAUUCCGACUUGGGGUUUCUGGACUCUGAGGUUAGAAGCUACUUGAAAAAUGAUUUAACUGACAUUUCUGUCAGAGCUGAUAGCGGCAUAAACGAUGUUAGAAGAAAUUCUCCAAAUCAGACUAGAAUUUUAUUUAAUGCUGGAUGGGAAGAGAAGCUGCAUGAAAAGCGCUCAUGGCUUUUUUAUCCUUCAAAGUACAACAGCAAAGUGAUUACAUACUUGAUAAAAGAGAAACAUGUUCUGCUCAAUGUUGACGACGCUUUUCAAAUGAUAUCAAUCAUGUAUGAAAACAAAAGUUUGCAAUUUGUGGUCCUAGUUCCUUCAAAACCAUGCGGGUUGAAAAAAGCCUUAAAGAAGCUCACGAAACAACGUUUUGAAAAACUUUUCCAAGAGUCAACGGUUCAAUUAGUGCAGAUCAUGAUACCUAAACUUGAUGUUCUCCAACUUCUCAUCAACUCCAAAGUUCUCGGAUUGCAGCCGCCGAUUAAAACAAGUUUAAAAUACAAGGAGUCACCGAGAAUUUCAAAAAUGUUGUAUCGUCCUGAAAACCGUUUACCUUACCAUUUUCGUGCAGAUCAUCCUUUUGUAUUUGCCGUACUGAGAAAUGGUCAUCCAGUUUAUUUUGGUGUAUUCUCAUGAAUUUGACUUUCAAAUCAUUGUCUUCCAUUGUACAUUGAAUACCGUUCCUUGUUUCAGAACAGUUUUAUUUUUGCUACGAACCAAAUUUUUUAGAAGGCCCCACUCUUUUUGAACAAAAAACAACAAUGGAAAAACUAUUUCUGAAAAGCUCAUAGUCCCUCGAUAUUCUUUUAGCCUUUCAAAUAAAAUUAUGUGAAAAUUUAUUACACGCACAAUAAUUGAUUUUUUUUUUGGAUAAUUGAAUUUUUUCCUCAAAAUAAAAGUUUUCCAGAGUGUUCUUAUCAAAUCUGGAAACAAAAACGCCAACUUAUUCAAUCAACCAACGUUUGAAGAAGAUAAUUUUUCAUUUGUUUUGAUAUUUUCAUUAUUACAAUUACUGUUUGUUUUGAAGUUCUAAUGGCUUUGUAACAAUGAUAUAAUACUUUUCUAACAGUUCUUAUUGUUAUAAAGAAAAAAAAAGAAAA